Acaromyces ingoldii is the source of this 935-nucleotide messenger RNA. RefSeq names its product yippee-domain-containing protein. The coding region runs from base 18 to 827 and encodes 269 amino acids. The transcript has 3 exons. The record is from RefSeq and is a predicted model, not a curated record. NCBI's taxonomy places the organism in Eukaryota, Fungi, Basidiomycota, Exobasidiomycetes, Exobasidiales, Cryptobasidiaceae.
AUCUAGCUUUAUUGAUCAUGGAGGUCCUUUCAAUGAGUCCGGGUGAAGGGAGCGCGAGGAACGCAACUAUGCUGCUCUCCACAUCGCCGACCACAAGCAAUGAGAGCGGUGCGUCAGACUCGGACUCGGAAUCCACGUCCUCGUCGUCGAUCCUGGACGAAGAGGAGGCCGAUUUUGACUUCGAUGCGCAGAGCAGCGCGUUCACGCAGCUCACAAGUCCGUCCUCUUUGGGCUCGGCAUUGGCGGCUCUCCAGGCUGGAGGCAGCGUGGGACGGAGCCAAGGCGCUUCUCGGAGGCCAGUCGCGGUCGACGAAGAGCAGGAGACACCGCUCCGUCGGCAGAUUCGUGCCGCGUACGAGAUGGGGCUCAGCCUGACGAGAGAAGCGCUCUUACUCGACCUUGACCAAGAAUCAUCGUCUUCUCUUUCAUCUCCCGACUCGCCUUACAGUGCGCAAUUGAGCGGCAAAAGCCCAUCCCGUUCACAUUGGCCAAGCCUUAAGCAAGUCCCCGAGCCGACACGGAUCUUCGCGUGUGCAAACUGCGGCGCUGCUCUAGCUCUACAGGAUGAGCUCAUCUCCAAGGCAUUUUCGGGCCGAGAUGGCAAGGCGUAUCUGUUCUUCAGCGUCUUCAACACCCAGACAGGCCCAAAGGAAGAUCGACAACUUCUGACGGGUUUGCACACCGUCGCAGAUCUCGCCUGCGCUGGCUGCAAGCGGAGUGUCGGCUGGUACUAUCUUCGAGCAUAUCAGGCUGCUCAAAGAUACAAAGAAGGCAAAUUCAUUCUUGAGCGAGCGGCUCUGCAGAAGAUCAACAACUGGUCUCUUUAGCUCGUCUCCAUUUCGUCUUGCCUUUGUAGCACCUCUGCUUCUCUCCUUAUUUUGUACUCUUUCGUUUGCUGUAUUCCAAGGUCUGACCUGCAAUCAUAUCAUCGUCUC